AAGACUUCUGGUGUAUAACAAUUGCACCCUUCCAGACAGAUUUACAGGAACAAUUCCAUUGUGCAACAUUUAUGUUGGGACAUUUUUCUAAGAAUAAACUCUAGCUGUGGAGAGAUUGCUAUUUUGAUUCUGUGCACCUAAAUCUGGAAAUUUCUGGAGCUAUAAAUAUGGAUGAUAGGGAGACCCAACAGGAAAGCCAGGAAGAGAUGAAUGAAAGUGAGGCCUCAGACAGGGAGGCCUCAGAUAAAGAAUCGGAGGAAAUUCCGGAGAAAAUCAUCAUUGAUAGUGGCAACACCAGUGGACGAAGCUCUGCAGCCAUAGAAAUCAGUGCAGAGGACAUGGAAAAUGGGAAAGACUUUGACAAUGAAAAAGAAGAGGACAGUUCUUCAGUGACAAGACAGAAUGAAAGUGCAUAUAGGUCACCAAUAACUAGCCUUCAACCUGAGCCGAAUGAAUACGAAGAUGAUUUUGAGAAUGAUUCGUUGAGUGAAGAGGGUAGUGAUACUGGAAGGAGGCAAAUGGCAGAAAGUGAUGAUGAUCAAGAUGAAGACAAUAUUGGCAGUGUAAGUGAUGGUGAAGAUCAGGACUUUACAGGCGUGAAUCUCCAGAAUGGUCACUUCAUCUUGCGGGACACGGAACGAGCUCCUAGCUCCAGCACCGACGAGCUGAUGGCUGGAUACAGGGAGGGGGGCUCAGUGGUCAGUGACAGGUUCUCCGACUUCAGCACACAGUACAACAUCCAGCCCCACCCUACUCAACCAGACUCGAAUCCUUCGCCCUCAAGAGGAUCCAAGUUUGACCGUCUGAGAUCUGCCUACACCCGUCCAAUGAAGCAACGGCCUCCAGCUCACUUGCCCCCACAGGUUGAAAGGUCAAGGCCAUCCUAUGGUUAUUACAUGGAUUCUGAUGAAUUAGAGAGAUUAGAAGACUCGCUGCGAGACGAUAUCACGGUCCUUGGUGAGGACAACCAGCCCGCCAAGCUCCCCGCCCGUGUCAGGGAAAUCAUCACCAAGCACCUGCAGGAGGACGAAGACUACACCCCACCCACCAUGUCCACCACCCCCACGGUGGGUCAACUCCAGGAGGAGAACAGGCUCCUUGCCACCGAGCUCAACCGAGUCGAGGACCUGUUGGCAGCGAGUCGAGCUGAGCGAGAUGAGCUCGGGAUCAAGUACAACGCUAUCAGUGACAAGUUAGAACAGUCUUUGAGAGGACAAGGAGGUGAAUCACUAGAGGCCCCCUCCAAAAACCUUGUCCAACAGAACAUCGAGCUCAGACGCAAGCUCGAGGACGAGCACGCAAGCUACAAGCGCAAACUACAAGCUUAUCAAGACGGACAGCAGCGACAAGCUCAGCUUGUUCAGAAGCUACAAGCUAAGCUUUUGCAAUACAAGAAAAAAUGUACAGACUUGGAAGAUGCUAUGCGCAACAAAGAUUUUCAUUACCAAUUCGCCAACCAGAAGCUUCAAUCAACAGAGGAGUCAUACAAAAAGAGUUUGGAAGCCUCCGAGAGCCGCAACAUGGACUUGGAGAACACGCUGAUAAAGCUGGAGGAGGAACAGCAGAGGAGUGCCAGUCUGGCCCAUGUGAAUGCCAUGCUGAGGGAACAGCUGGAUCAGGCGACCGCCGCCAACCAGUCCUUGACCUCUGACAUCCACAAACUGACCCAGGAUUGGCAGGCUGCCAGGGAAGAGCUCGACAUCAAGGAACGAGAGUGGCGCGAUGAGGAACAGUCCUUUAAUGAGUACUUCAGUGCUGAGCACGGUCGACUUCUGGCUCUCUGGAGACAGGUCGUGGCCUUCCGUCGUUCUUUCGGGGAUCUGAAGACGGCAACGGAGCGCGACUUGUCCCAUGUGAGGAAUGACGUGACCCGUGCCUCCAGAAGCAUGCACUCUGCCUGCCUUAAUCUGGCCGCCAACGUCAGAAACUCGGACACUCAGUCCCAGGUUUUGUUGGAUCGUGAACGUUCAGACAGGGCAGCCAUUGACAACCAGCUGAGAGAGAAGAACCGUGAAAUUUCUGAACUCCAGUCUCGUUAUGAUGCUCACAGCUACGAACUGAACGCCAAGGUAAAUGAACUGACCAUGAUGAACGAGAAACUGAAGAUACAGCUGGAGGAGAGAGACAAAUCCAUCAACACUCUGCAGCGCCAGAUCAACAACCUGGAGACCAGACUUGGAGAAAGAACCAGCUACGACCUUCCUGAGACAGACACAGCUAGACAGAUCCGAGGCGAGACCGAGGCUCUUCAUGAUGCCCUCCGUAACAUCGCCGAGGCUGUCAUUAAUGACGCUGACGAGUUUGAUGGCGAGGAAGGCCGAAGAUCUAUCUCUCCAUCCAGGGCACGAUCCAUCUCUCCAUCUGCCCGGGCACGCUCUCCAAUGCUCAGGGAUAGAUCUAAGUCUCCCAUGGCUAGGUCCAGGUCCCCAGCACUGGCUGAUGCCACAUUCUCUGCUGUCCAGGCAGCUCUUAACAAGCGCCAACUUCAGCUGUCCGAGGCCCGGGCCAAACUGAGGGCGAGCCAGGACCAUAACGCUGCCAUCAGGAAGCAGAUGGAUGACCUGGACAAUGAGCGAAGGCGCAUGGAGUUACAGAUUCUGCAGCUGAAGGAGGAUGUAGACAUUCUGAGAAGAGAGAGAGAGGAUACAUCCAGAGACCGUGACAGGGUGAAGAACGCGCUGAGCCUUACAGGAACUGAGAAAUCUCAGCUGGAGAAGAUCAGGAACGAGCUGAAUGAGCAGAUCGAGAUGAUGCAGCAGGAGAAUGAGAAACUCCAGGCGGCGAACACGGAUCUCCAGAGACAGAGGGACCAACUGGAGGACGAGAAAGACGACGUCACCAAGGACAAAGAGCGACAGGUCAAGGAGAACGACAGAUGCCACAGAGUAAUCGACCAGCUGGAACACAAGAAUAGCACCAUCAAGGAGGAACUGGUCUCCACAAAGGAGGCCCUCAAUAGAGCUCUCCUGGACAAGGAGGUGCUGGAGCAACAGAAGUCCGAAGUCAGUGAUGCUCUGUCAAAGGCUGAGCUUCAGAAGGCUGAGUUGGAGCUGGAGAUCAACAAGGCUAAGACAGAGGAGGCCACCCUGAAGGACGCCCUGCUGAAGAUGCAGGCCAUGAAUGAGGGUCUGGGCCAGGACAAGGUCGAGCUGAACAAAAUCAUCAUGCAGAUGGAGGCUGAGCAGGCCAGUCUGACUGGAGAGAAGGACGCUCUCGAGAUGGAGAAGACCGGCAUCAAGGAGGAACUGGUCCGCGUGGAGCAGGAGAAGAUGGACCUCGACACAGAGAAGAUGGGCUUGAACCAGACUCUGGAGUUGAGUGAGAUGACACGCCAGCAGCUGGAGGAAGAGAUCCAGGCCCUGAACCGUGAGAAGGGAGACAUCCAGGAACAACUGUCUUCUGUUUCCCGCCAGAAACAGGCUCUCGCUGAGGAGCUGUUGCAGGCUCGCCGGGAAGUAGAGAGACAGAACCAAAACUAUGUCAAGGUCGCCAAGGAGAAGGAGAUGCUGACCCAGGACAAAGGAGAACUCAUUGUCCAGGUCACCGCCACAGAGCGUGAGAAUCGACAGCAGAGUGAGGUAAUUUCAUCCCUUCGCAGCGAGAAGGACAGCUUGGAGAGCGCCCUCUAUGAGUCUCAGCAGUCUGAGAGUCAGCUCAAUGUCAGGAAGGAGCAGCUCGAGGGAGAGAACCAGGAACUGAUCCUCAGGAAAGAAAACCUGCAGAGUGAGAUCAACCGUCUCAUUAAGGAGAAGGAGGCUGACCUGGAGAAGUUUGAGCGCAUUAAGGAGGACUUACAGAGACGUUUGGCUCAACUCGAGCGAGACAUGUCUCUGGCCCUCACCCAGGAGAAACAGGCUCAUGAAGAUGAUGUGGAGAGACUUGUGAAAGAGAGGGAGCAGCAGCGUCACGAGUUUGAGACAGAGCGAGAUGAGAAUGUGCACCAGAAUGCCAUGGAGAAGGAGGAGUUGUUGAACCGUUUCGACCGAGAGCGAGAGGAUCUCCAGGAGGAACUGGCCAAUCUGCAGCGAGAGCGAGACAACCAGCUCCUGAUGGCUGAGAACGACAAGCAACAGACCAUGUCUCUUCUGGAACAAGAGAAGAGCACUCUGGCUGAGAAGAACAACACUCUGACAAUGGAGCUCGCCAAUAUCAAUGUAGAAUACGAGCGUCUGAAGCGCGAGUACCUCGCUCGCCAGGAGCAGGACAAGAACAACAUGAACGCACUCAACCAGGAGCUCAGGAACCUCCGAGGACAGUUUGAGGACACCUGCAUGAACCAUCAGAAGGAGAUCAAGGAUCUGACCAAUCAGAUCAGAGAUCUGGAAAGACAGAGAGAGGCUGCUUUGAGAGAGGUUGCUGAUCUCAAGACUCAGCUCAAGCUCGUUGAGGAAGCUCGGGAUAAUGUCCGCCGAGACCUGAUUGAUUCCAACAGGAAAGUCAGAGAAGAGGAGGAAAUGUUGGAGCUGAUGAGGAAAGACAUGGUGGAACUGAAGAGAAACCUGAAUGACGAGGUCAGAGAGAAGGAGCUGUUCUCCAAGAUUAAUGAUGAGCUGAGGGGCACCAUCAAAAAGAAUGAGGGAGAGAAAACCGAGCUCAACAGGGACCUUUGUGAUCAUAGACAAAGGUGUAGCAUUUUGGAGGAGCAGAAGGCAAAUGUUCAGAAGGAGGCUGCUGACCUGAGAGCCAGUCUGCGUGAGGUGGAGAAGGCACGACUGGAGGCAAGACGCGAGCUGCAGGACCUGAGACGUCAGGUCAAGAUGCUGGAUGGCGAGAGAUCCAAGCUUGGCAAGGAAGUAAAUGAUCUACAGGCACGUGUUGCCAAGGAUGAGGAGAAAGAGGAGGAAGGCAGACGACAUGCUUUUGAUCUCAAGCAGAAGGUGGUUGAGACUGAAGCUAGCCGUGAAGCUGUGCGUAAAGAACUCGCCAAUCUUCAGCGCAAGAUGGGUGAAUUGAUCGACGAAUCCCGACUGAAAGAGAAGGACUACCAGAUGGCGCUAGAAGACAGCCGCAGGGCUGAGAGAAAGUUGGAGGAUCAGCGUCGUAACUUGGAAAUUAAUCUGGAGAACACCAACGCUGAGGCUGCUGAACUGAAGCUGAGGCUGAGCGGAACAGAGGGAAGAGUUAAUGCCCUUGAGGCUCAGCUUGCCAGGAUAGAGGGAGCUAAACAAGAUGUUGAGUUUAAACUGAGCAGCAUUGUGUCCAGUCUGAAGAGAACUAUUGGGUUCAGACAGGAAAUGCCACGAGCCAGAAGUCCCGUCAGAUCCCGCAGUCAGAGUCCCAGGAGAUCCCGACCUAACUCCCCAUCUAAAGGAUUUGAGAACACAUAUGCCACCACCACUGAGGGUCGUGGAAGCCCCAUCCCCAGGACUGGUUCUCCUGAGAGAAGUGGUAGCCCUCACCGCAUGUCUCGCGGUGCAUCACCGAUCAGGUUUGACAGGACUGGAGAAGUUAACGCUCUUGAUGUAGACCCAGAGGCAGUCCGAAUGGCCCUCAGAGAUUUCGUACAACAGCUUGCUGGAGCAGAGCGAGAAAGGGAUGAUGCUCUGGCCAAUGUUCGCAGCAUGGCCAUCCAGCUGAAGGAGCUGGAGGAAGAGAAGGACAGGACCGAGAGGAGACACCAGAUCCUCCAGAAGUCCCUCGGUGAUGUGGAAGAAGACAAGAGGGGAAUUGACAGCCGCCUUGCCAGCGCUCAGACUGCGCUUAUGCUGCAAGAGGAAACCAUCCGCAGAAAUGAGAGAGAACGUAAAGUCAUGACUGACAAGAUCAACAGCCUGGAGAGGAGUCUGGCUGCAGCAGACACAGAAAAGAGGCAGCAGGAGGAGAAGAUUGCCAAGCUGAAGGCCAAUGAGAUGCGCAAUGACGAGAAUAGGAAGGCCCUUAAGAUGGCCCUGGAUGAAGCAGAGAACCGCUGCACUAAACUGGAACUUGGGAGACGGUCCCUUGACGGAGACCUCCAGAGAUUCAAGCUGGUCAUGAAUGACAAGGAGACCGAGAACCAGGUCUUACAAGAUCGCAUUGAGGCCCUAAACAAACAGAUCCAGGGUCUUGAGUCCAAGUCUCAGUCCCUCCAGCUGACCAUUGACCGCUUGUCCACCAACCUACAGAAGACGGAGGAGGAGGAAUCCAACCAGAAGGAGCGUGUGCAGUCCCUCAAUCUGACCCUGUCCGACAACCAGGCCAUCAUUAACGAGCUCCAGGACCGCAUCAGCCAGCUCCAGAAGGGACUCACCAGCAGUGAGCACGAUCGCCGAGUCCUGCAGGAGAGGCUUGACUCCACCAGACAAGCCCUGAAUGAAGCUAAGAAACAGAAUCAUGGUUUAUUGGAGCGUGUCCAGGGACUUCAGAAUGAGGUUGCCGAUAGCGACGUCCGUCGCGCUGAAUUGGAGGGUCAGCUCCGUCAAUCCCACACAAUGUUGGUGCAGAGACAAGAGAGAGAGCAGGACCUUAACCAAAACAUUCAGAAGAUCAGCUCAGAGAAACAGCUGUUGCACGAGCGAGUCCAGGAACUGUCUCGACAGAUGGCCAAUCUCGAGACCGAGAAAUCUGAGAUGGAGCGCUCUUCUGCCAGACUGGAGAAAGACAAGUCUGCCCUGAAGAAGACGUUGGACAAAGUUGAGAGAGAAAAGCUUCGUACUGAGGAGAUCGCCAGUAAGUCGGUCCUGGAGAAAGGUAACCUUGACCGCACCUUGAACCGUCUGGAGGACGACAACACAGAUCUCCAGAAACAGGUCCAGCAACUCCAGGCGCAGCUUGCUGAGGCGGAACAACAGCAUGCCCAGAGGUUGAUUGAUCUGACCACAAGACACAGAGCCGAGACAGAGAUGGAGACUGAGAGACUGAGAUCAGCUCAAACUCAGGCUGAGAGAAUGCUGGAAACUCGUGAGCGUGCUCACCGAGCUAAGGUCAAGGGACUGGAAGAAACAGUUGCCACACUGAAGGAUCAGCUUGCCACCGAGAUGAGGAAGAGACAGCAGUACAUCUCACGAAGCGCCCGCACUGGGGAUGAAAUCCGAGACAUCCGCGGUGUCUUGGAUAACUCCCUGACCAACGUCAUGCGGGAUCAAUCUCUGGAUCCGCUGCUUCUGGAAACAGAGACCAGGAAACUGGACGAUUCCAUGAACUUCGAACGCAGUUAUCCGAGCCAGUCCGCCCCUCGCCGUAGGUUGAGUCCUGGGCGGGAUUACAGAAGAUACGGCGGACUAACAUCCACCCCCAACGUCCGCCGUAGCAUGAGUCCGCUAUCCCUCCGAAAGAAACUCCAGAAAUAACUGCCUAUUUAACAGAUAUCACUUGUGUAGAUAUAACAGACUAUAUUUAUUUUUGUAACAUCUUGCUUUGAAAUCUAUGCAAGAACGAACAUUUCAUGUUGGAAAGAAAGGGGAAAAUUGAUGAUUAGAAGUUUGUGUGAAUCUUUCAUUCCAUUUUUAUGAGAGAAAAAAAUAAGACAUUCCAGCAUUAAGAGCAUGGCAGCAGUCUUGUGGCUGAAAGAAAAUCAAAUGUAUAGAUAGGUAUAUAAUUUAGGUUUUUAUAUUUAUGAUUUUGAGUCACAAUAGUGAUGAGGAUUCACUGUAUUAAUCAUAGCAUCUGGGUGUUUCUGUGAAAAAAUUGAAAUGGGAAAAGGUUUUAUAUGGAAGAAUUUCUUGUUAUUCCAGAGUUGAUUUUUUUUAUGUUGUGUGUCUUUAGGAAUAUUAUAUAUCCAUCAGUAUUAUGUUACUAUGUAGGCUGUCUUUGUUAAUUAAUCAUGAACACAGUGCUGUGAUAUGACGACCAAUUUGAAUUCUUUUUUUUUUAGAGAUUCAUUUUGGUUAUUUUUAUUGCAUAUUCCGUCCAUGGAACUGACUUAGCGUUAAAAAAAAGCAAGGAUCUUUUUUUCGGAGCUGGUCCCAGUAUGAGAAUUAAUUAUCAGAAUUAACGUUGGUAAUUUGAUAUUAAAAGAUUUUUUCGCCAAUCAGUGAUAUUUUAAUUAGAAUAUAUUUUCAAGAUGCUGCUUUUUUCAGUCAGUUAUGCAUUAUGAUAAAUGAAAUCCAUCUUGGGCCGGUUCGUUUCAAAGAGCGAAAAGAUGCUGUAGGUAUUUAGUUAUAUUAUUUAUUGAUGUUACUUGAUUAGAAUUAGUUGAUGAUAUAUUACCAUUAUACUAGAAGUUUUUUUUUGGCUUUUUGUCCCAGCACAUCAAGUUACUAGUAUGGUAACAGUAGAAAAAGGUCCACCGAUUAUUCUAUUUUACCAAAUAUUGUUUUGUAUUUGUUGUGAAUUCUUCAUUUUUUUGAAUUAUUGUAUGAUUUUUAUCUUGAUUCAAAAGUUUUACCUGAUUUUAUUUUAAUUCAUUUUCUGUGAUAAAGCAAUGAAUUUCUUUAAUCUAUUUUUAUGUUUACAUGAUUAGGCAAUGAACAAAUUGUGAUGAACUCUGACUCUGAGUCAGAGUUGUACUAAGUCAAUUCAUUUCGUCCAAUUUUAUCUGAAUUUUAUUUUUUAGAUUUUUUUUUUCUCCUUGCAGCAAGUUUGUUUUGUUUUGAUGUUGAUUUUUGCUAUCUCUUUCUUUCUCUCAUCGUGUUUUGUACAUCUGUUCACUUUUUUAUCUUUAUUUCUUCACAGCAGAGAGCAAUGAUUAAAGUGUGCAUACAUAUA
Messenger RNA from Magallana angulata, 8625 nucleotides. Its product is annotated as rootletin-like. Bases 168 to 7268 code for a protein of 2366 amino acids. NCBI's taxonomy places the organism in Eukaryota, Metazoa, Mollusca, Bivalvia, Ostreida, Ostreidae. The transcript is spliced from 33 exons. The record is from RefSeq and is a predicted model, not a curated record.